Molecule: messenger RNA, 648 nt
Organism: Daktulosphaira vitifoliae (grape phylloxera)
Lineage: Eukaryota; Metazoa; Arthropoda; Insecta; Hemiptera; Phylloxeridae
Exons: 3
Coding region: 1-648 (215 amino acids)
Source: RefSeq, a predicted model, not a curated record
AUGAAUGAAAUUAAACUACUGAAUGAUGAUUGUUCACAAACUAAAACUAAUUCUGAUAUACCUACAACCCAACAGAGUUCGGACAUACAAUUAAAUAACAAUUUAAACUGUUCACAAUCCACUUCUUAUGAAAUACCAGAUAAAGCUUUGCCGCGGGUAGAAGUUGAUUUAUUUUCUGAUUCUGAUAAAGAUUCUAUUAAUUCAGAUAAAUUUAAUUAUGAAGAAAUUAACAUUACUUCGGAAAAUGACGAAUUGGAAACAAAUAGUGUUGAACAUUCAGAUGACCCAAGUGACUGGCCACUAAAAUUAACCGACUCAAUUCGAAUAUCACUUAUAAAAAAAGGUUUUAAAAAAGAUUCAGGUAUGGUCUCUGAAUGUGGAUAUAACGAUUGGCGUAAUUUAACAGGCCAUUUAAAAAUUCACGAAACCUCAAAAACACAAUUUCUUCAUUUUUCAACUUGGCACGAAAUGGUUAUAAAAUUAAAAUUAAAUCAAACUAUUGAUUCUCAUAAUCAACGUAAAAUAGAAUCUGAAAUAAAACAUUGGAGGUCUGUUUUAGUUCGGUUAUGCGCUAUAUUACGUUGCAUGGCUGCGCAAAAUCUUUCAAUCCGUGGAACAUAUCACAUACAUAUAUUAUUUUUGUAUUGA